CAAACAAUUAAUUAUCAAUUGAUAAUAAUUUUAAUCUAGCGAUUAAUUAUAAAUAACACGAAUUGAAAUAGUGGCUAGGUUGAAUAUAGAUUUUAUUGCGUACAUUAUGCGCUCGUACGUGUUUCGGUACGUGUUAGAACAUUCCAUUAGUAUAGAUUUUUUUCAACCGUGUAAAUCCCCUAGAUAAAUGUUGCGACUGAAAUUUACACAAAGUAUCCUAUGAUAAGGUAAAUGAAUAUGAUUUACAACUCUAUCCUAGAUAAGAUGUCUCUAUAAACGUAGUAAAAUGAACGGAUUACUCGUUAAUUCUUACCACACUACGUUCAAUUCGGCGAAACCCGAAGUUGAAGAGAAAAAACCCAUCAACCGGACCCACUAUCAUACAUGGCCUAGAAAAAGAAAAUCCUCCAGAAAGAGGAAAAUUUCCCAUAUUAUACAGCACAUCAAAAAAGAACACGCCAUCUCGGAGAUCUGUUUGAAUAUUCAAACCAUCGACAACAUCUGCUUCUCUUUCGACGUCACCAAUAAUAAGGAUGCUUCCACGAAUGAUGAGUCCAAAGUGAUAAAACCAGAUAACGAUCAAGUACAAAAAUCAUCGAAUUGUUUGGAGGAAAAUAAUAAUCAGUGUACGGCUUCCAGUGACUGCCUCAGUUAUACUGAAAACCUCGACUGUGUUGUCAUCGAUCGUAGCCCGAGCGAGGAUGUGUUCAACGAAGAUAAUUUAGGAAUUAUUAAAAUUCUCAAAGACUGGAAGGUCAAUAAAAAUAAUCACGAAAAAUCGUAUAAAUCUAGCGGCGCGUUCAGUGAUUCUGUUAGUUCAAUUAGUUCUUUAAAUACUUUCAAUGAAAGUGACAGUAUUAGUUUUGCUUCCGAUAUACCGUAUACCUCUACGAGGGUCAGUAGAUAUCAAAACAAUUAUAAUAAGACCAUCAGUAGUACGCAUUUGAUUCAAAUGGACAGGCCAUCUAAUUUACCACCUAAACCAUUAAGUGAGCAAAUGAAGCAUCAGAAAGAAUACGAAAAAAUGGUCGAAGCUAUUCAAAAAAAAGAACGCGAUAAAGAUAUUAUGUUGAAGAAACGUCGAAAUGAUCGAUUAAAAGAAGAAGAGAAAUUAGCCCAGGCAACUUCAAUAUGGUUGAAUGAAAUUUUACCAAAUUGGCGCCAAAUGAGGAAUUCCAAGAAGACUCGUAAUCUAUGGUGGAAUGGACUUCCUCCCUGCAUCCGUGGCAAAGUAUGGUCUUUAGCUAUCGGUAAUAAGUUGGAAAUCACCGGUGAACAAUAUAAAGAAUGCGUUAAAAAGUCGAAAGAAAUCUUGAAAAAUGGCUCCAAAGAUUCAUUACACAUGAACGAAAGUUACGAACAUAGCGUCGAACUGAUAAGACUCGAUAUAAGUCGAACUUUUCCUCAGUUGUGUAUUUUUCAACAAGGUGGUCCAUAUUACGAAGUUUUACAUUGUUUACUCGGAGCGUACGUUUGUUAUCAACCAGAAAUUGGAUAUGUGCAAGGAAUGUCAUUUAUCGCAGCCGUGCUGCUUUUAAAUAUGGAGGAACUCGACGCGUUUAUUUGUUUUGCAAACAUGCUGGAUAUGCCGUGCCAUAAAGCCUUCUAUUCAUUAGAUGUUCAAAAAAUGAAAAAAUAUUAUCUAGCUUAUACGGAUCUCCUUCGUGUAAAUAUAUACGAGUUAUAUACGCAUUUUAGCGAAACUGCCUUAUCGCCGGAUUUAUACUUAGUCGAUUGGGUUUACACUUUGUUUUCCAAGUCGAUGAAUUUAGAUUUGGCGUGUCGUAUUUGGGAUAUUAUUAUCAGAGAUGGAGAAACGUUUAUAUUUCGGGCUGCCUUAGGCAUAAUGCAUUUAAACAAAAACGAACUAUUAAAAAUGGACUUCCUUCGAGCAGCUCAAUAUUUGACUAAAUUACCAGACGACAUUUGCCCAAAUCAGUUGUUUAAAUCGAUAUCCUGUAUAAACAUGAGUAACGGAUCGUUCACAUUUGAAGACUUAUUAACUUAUUACGAAGAUUUAAUCGCUUGACAAUGAAUUUUCAUCGAAAUUUCAUAAUUAUUCCCUAAUGAUAGAUUCAUUUAUAUAUUUGUUGACAAUUUUAGACAUUUUUAAGAUACCUAUUUUUCAUUUUCUUAUUCCAGUUUUUUUUCUCCUUUUGUAUUAUUAAAUUUGUAUUUAAAAAUUAUUUUAUGUAGGUAUUUUCCUCUACACCAUACAACCAGAUAAUCAAAGUAACUGAGUUAUCAUUAUUGUCAUUUUGGUGUAGGUGAUUCUAUAUACUGAUACUGAAGUACGAGUACAUACCUUUAUUAUUUUUUAAGUAGUAGAUAUUCCGUCCUGUGUAUUGUUUUUCGUUACAUUUAUUCUUUAUUUUAGUAUUUUUGUUUGUUGAACGAAAACAAUCGUAUUGUUGUGAGAAUUGACGAGUGUGUUAAACGAAGCUCUGAUACGUUCAUUAAUAUGGACCAAGUUCAUUUCAUCGUAAAUAUAUUUAUUACAUUUUA
Molecule: messenger RNA, 2505 nt
Organism: Planococcus citri (citrus mealybug)
Lineage: Eukaryota; Metazoa; Arthropoda; Insecta; Hemiptera; Pseudococcidae
Product: TBC1 domain family member 12-like
Exons: 9
Coding region: 287-2029 (580 amino acids)
Source: RefSeq, a predicted model, not a curated record